Molecule: messenger RNA, 1238 nt
Organism: Phaethon lepturus (White-tailed tropicbird)
Lineage: Eukaryota; Metazoa; Chordata; Aves; Phaethontiformes; Phaethontidae
Gene: COP1
Product: ring finger and WD repeat domain 2, E3 ubiquitin protein ligase
Exons: 9
Biological process (GO): proteasome-mediated ubiquitin-dependent protein catabolic process
Molecular function (GO): ubiquitin protein ligase activity; protein binding
Source: RefSeq, a predicted model, not a curated record
UAUUGAGUUCGACCGAGACUGUGACUACUUUGCCAUUGCUGGGGUGACAAAGAAGAUUAAAGUCUACGAGUAUGGUACAGUCAUUCAGGACGCGGUGGAUAUUCACUACCCUGAGAAUGAAAUGACCUGUAAUUCCAAAAUCAGCUGUAUCAGCUGGAGUAGUUACCACAAGAACCUGCUAGCCAGCAGUGACUAUGAAGGCACCGUCAUCCUUUGGGAUGGAUUCACGGGACAAAGAUCCAAGGUCUACCAGGAGCAUGAGAAGAGGUGCUGGAGUGUUGACUUUAACUUAAUGGACCCAAAGCUAUUGGCUUCAGGCUCCGAUGAUGCCAAAGUGAAGCUGUGGUCUACCAACUUGGACAACUCAGUAGCAAGCAUCGAGGCCAAGGCUAACGUGUGUUGUGUCAAAUUCAGCCCCUCUUCUAGGUAUCACCUAGCUUUUGGCUGUGCAGAUCACUGUGUUCACUACUACGAUCUUCGCAACACUAAGCAGCCGAUCAUGGUGUUCAAAGGGCAUCGCAAGGCAGUCUCCUACGCAAAAUUUGUGAGCGGGGAAGAAAUUGUCUCUGCGUCAACAGACAGUCAGCUGAAGCUGUGGAACGUAGGGAAGCCUCACUGCUUGCGGUCCUUCAAGGGUCACAUCAACGAGAAGAAUUUCGUAGGGCUGGCAUCCAAUGGAGACUACAUCGCCUGUGGAAGCGAAAAUAAUUCCCUUUACCUAUACUAUAAGGGCCUCUCAAAGACACUGCUGACAUUCAAAUUUGAUACAGUCAAAAGUGUCCUGGACAAGGACCGGAAAGAAGAUGACACAAAUGAGUUUGUGAGUGCUGUAUGCUGGAGGGCACUACCAGAUGGGGAGUCCAACGUGCUGAUUGCUGCUAACAGUCAGGGUACAAUUAAGGUACUGGAGCUGGUAUGAAGGGUUUUCUCUCAAGGCAUGAGGUACUUGGUCCUGCAGAUAUGCUACAGUAUUCAUCUGGGAUCCUCAGCAGGACAAGAAACUGAAACCACCUUGAUGUUCCUCCCCAAAACCAUCAUGUUUGGGUUUUUUUCCAUUUAUGAACUUUCUAGGACAUUUUGAGACACUGGAAACACCAGUGAACUGUCUGCCAUCAACAUUAACUCCACAGACUUUGCUGCUGCUGGUGGUGGUAUGGUUGUCUAAUUUUUAUGAUAGGAAAACAAAUUCUUUUAAAUAAAAACAAAAAGGAAUAAUAAAAUUUAUUGAGCCACAAGCU